Molecule: messenger RNA, 2687 nt
Organism: Heteronotia binoei (common prickly gecko)
Lineage: Eukaryota; Metazoa; Chordata; Lepidosauria; Squamata; Gekkonidae
Gene: BMF
Product: Bcl2 modifying factor
Exons: 4
Coding region: 285-866 (193 amino acids)
Biological process (GO): apoptotic process; negative regulation of autophagy; positive regulation of apoptotic process
Cellular component (GO): myosin complex
Source: RefSeq, a predicted model, not a curated record
GCAAGUGUAUUUUGGAAACAAUGCCGUGUGGUGCUAGCGGCGGCGCCUGAGGUUGCAGCCCGGGGACUUUCCGGCUCCCGCUCUUUCCGCUGGCCGCGCUUUUUCCUCUUCCCCCCUCCCCCGUUCGCCCGGCGCGGAUGCAGAGGAGGGUUCUGCUUUUGCGGGGCUGCUGAUCCCCCGUCUUGCAUGUACCGGGGCCUGGCUUCAGUCUCUGGGCUACGGCAGACGUCGCGGACGGCUUGCACCAGCCACGGUUCAGAGUCGCAGCGGGGACUGCGGGUGAAAUGGAUCCACCAGGCUACCUGGAGGAUGACUUCUCUAGCCUCGAUGGGCUUGAUGAUGAUGUGUUCCACUCUGAUGACUGUGGACUUGCCAGCCAGUCCAGUGAAAUUACCUUUCCUGGCAUUUUCACACAGAGCCAGUCUUAUAGCUGUCUGCUGGGUAGGUUCCAGCUCUUCCCACUCACACACUGUUGCGGUCCUGGAACCAGGCAUGCCAAGCAGCAAGACAAGGCUACGCAAACGCUCAGUCCAUCUUCUUCCAGCCAGGAUGUCAUGUUACCUUGUGGAGUGACUGAACAGCCACAAAGACUUUUUUAUGGGAAUGCUGGGUACCGUUUACAUGUCAACCCAACUGGUUUCUCAUUGAAUCCACACCUCCAGGAGGAACCUCAGGAAAACCCAGAAGAACUGCGUACUGAAGUUCAGAUUGCUCGAAAGUUACAGUGUAUUGCAGACCAAUUCCACAGGCUUCACCUACAGAGGCACCAGCAGAACAGGAAUCACGUCUGGUGGCAGAUUCUUCUUUUCCUUCAUAACAUGGCCUUGAACAUGGAAGCAAAUAGACACCAUGCAGGCCGGAGGUGAGACUUGGCCAGUCUCUUCCAGGUCACAUCCAGUCUGCUGGGAGCACUGAAUAACUUCAGGGCAGAGAUGUGCAUACUGCUGGAUGGAUGUGAGGUUCCUAUGAAAUGGAGGACACUUUUGUCAAACAAACAACUUCUUUGAGAAGAACUUGCAUUCUCUCUUCCUAACUUCCUGUCUUCUUCAGAGGGGAGCUUCGGUCCAACACUGUUGAUGAAAAAUCUUCCAAGAAAUGUGCAGUUUUUAAAACCAAGAUACAAAUGAGUGGGCUGGUAUAUUAGGAAGCUUCCCUUUUAGCUGACAAGAGUGUGCAGCAUUUUAUAACCAUAGCUGUGGGUUACGGCGCUAAUGAAUCACAAUGAACCCAGAGAUGAUGUGGGUAGUUUCCAAAUGAGACAUGUUUGACUCGCCCAGGGAAAAACUUUGAAGAAAACAGCAUUAGUUCAAUAGCAUACAUUUGCAACUGGACAGAAAGUAUUCAAUCCUUACAUUUUGGGAUAGUGGUGUAAAAAUGGGUUGGAGGUGCUUGAGCCGAGAUGUAAAAUUUUUAGAAAUACAUUGAAGCCAUGGGUGAAAAAAAGGGAGUUGGGUUUUCUCUUGACACCAAGAAAUGUUAGGGGAAGUGGUCAAUUAUAUGCAAUACUUAUUAAAUUCAAACUUUACUACUUUUAGUACAUAAAAUGUAUUUUAUAUAACUUUAGCAGGUAAAAUGGUACUUGGGUUUGGUACAUUUAUGACAUAAAAAAUAUAAAUGCCGUGAUCUUCUUCAAACAACAGUUACAAAUAUGCCCACCAUUAUAGAUGGAGUAACAUGACUGCUGCAUCCUAAGGUACCUUAGUGUAUUGUGUCUUCAUUCUUGAUAGCUAGGAAAAUACGUGUAGACAAAAUAUGCUCAACAUCAUCAACAAGGCAGUAAACAAAAAGAAGUUCUUGUCGCAGAUUAAAAAGGGUGGCCUGCAUCCAAAGAAUGGUGUGAUUUGUUCUGCUCACCCAAGGAAACCUUGAGCUUGCGGUUCUGGAACAGCAGUCCCCCUUACCUCAUAGCUAACCACUUUUGAACCUGAAGAGAGUUUCAAAAGCAGUAGGUGAUGUGACAUUUUGAUCUGCUGUUUAAAGAAAAAGUGAGUUUUAAAAAAAAAAAGUAUUGGGCAUACAUAAGUCCCUCCUGUGCAGUAUUUUUGGAUGCUGGCCUGUAAGUAGACCUCAGACUGAUUCCCCACUAGGCUUGUUUCGGCGUCAGAGCUCUUUUUCUCCUGAUGCUUCCAUCCAAUUUCGCACAAGCUGCGUGGGGCUGCGACUCGCUCCACCUCUUUCCUGCGGCAAGCAGAAACCAGUUUCAGAGGAUCUUGCUUGUUGUGGGAAAGAGGCAAAGCAAGUUGAAGCCGUGUGGCAGCUUGUGCAAAAUUGGAUGGAAGUGUUGGGGGGGUGGGGAAGAGCGCCAACGCUGAAACAAGCCCAGAGGGGAAUCAGUCUCAGAGUUAUUAUGCAGAAUCAGAAAAAACUCACAUUUUAAAAGGGAAAAGUCUAAUAAAAUAAAAACACCUUAAUUUUAGUAAAGGAAUAGAAAUACAUUUAGAUAUUUAGUUACUUAUUAUAGUAACAAUAUAUCUUUGCCUUACACCAGUUGCAUUCUAUUCAUGUUGAUUGUGGGAGUAAACUUCAUUGCCCAGGAGACUUGCUUAUGAUAAAUAAGCCUAGGAUUGGGCUGACCUGUCGUAAUGACUGUAUACAAAACUCGCUAUCCUGGAUCCAUAUUUUAUUUAUUUUUAUUUAUUUGAUUUAUAUUUCAUUCAAUCUCAUUAAAUACAUCCAUGAAAACACCA